AUGGCUCAGGAGAAGAUGGAGCUGGACCUGGAGCUGCCAACAGGCACUGACGGGGUUGGCCUGCGGAGGUCCAACAGCGCGCCUCUCAUCCAUGGGCUCAGUGAUAAUUCACAAAUAUUCCAGGCUGAUAUGUUAAGAACCAGAAGGAACAGUACUACAUUUUUAAACCGGCACAACCUG
Gracilinanus agilis (Agile Gracile Mouse Opossum) is the source of this 180-nucleotide messenger RNA. Its product is annotated as P2R1A-PPP2R2A-interacting phosphatase regulator 1-like. Lineage: Eukaryota; Metazoa; Chordata; Mammalia; Didelphimorphia; Didelphidae. Gene Ontology annotation, biological process: mitotic G2/M transition checkpoint. The annotation marks the transcript as partial. The record is from RefSeq and is a predicted model, not a curated record. The transcript is spliced from 2 exons. Gene Ontology annotation, molecular function: protein serine/threonine phosphatase inhibitor activity. Gene Ontology annotation, cellular component: cytoplasm; nucleus.